GGCCGGCGACGCGGCUGCAGCAGAGAGUGCCACGCCGGCGGGCCCACCAACCCAAGCUUCUGCACAGCCCCGAGGACAGCCUGUACUACAACCAGCUCAACAGGGUGCUGGAACACCAGGGGAGCAAGAGGAAACCCAGGAAACUCGGUCAGAUCAAAGUCCUGGACGGGGAGGACGAGUACUACAAGCUCCUGGCCAGCGUGGACUCCAUCCAAGGGGAGGGGCUCUACGGGCCCGGGAACCCCCACACCCUGUUCUGAGCCCCCCUGGGGGGGCAGCAGCCCAGCCUUACUCUCCCUGAGAACCGAUGGCCUUCCUCCACACUUCACCGGACCUAAAGAUUGCAUAAUCACGCGAUUUGUGAUUUUGUAAAUUAUAUUUAUUUUAUAGAAAUCGCUUUUUUUUUAUAAUUUCUUUCGUCAAUGGUUGUUGUUCUUUGGGUUACGUUUUGUUUUUGGUUCAUCGCUUGAUAUUUUAUAAAAAGAUUAAGAAAAAACCUUCCUGUUGCUGCUUCUACUUCCAGUAGUUCUUCGAGAUUCAAGGGAAAAUCGUAAUAAACCCAUCAAAACCUUUAACAUAACGUCUUACAACUUAAAGGUUGCGGUGUACCCAAUGUAAAUAUUUAUAGUAAAGUUCAGAGAUCUGCGACCGUCAAAGACUUUCUGUUGCACAUGUGUGUUAAUACAUAAGGAAACAUGUAUGUUAAUAUUGUGAAGAUAUGGAAACGUACGCACACAUGUUUCCAUAUACAGUAAUAUAUCCCCAGACUUUCUAUCAGUCAUACGUUAUCCAUGAACAUCACAAGACCCAACGAUAUCUCCCCAUGAAAUUGUGUGUCCUUAUCUUUAAAGAUGAUUGGGAUGAUCUUUGGAUCACAUGUAUUUAUUCACUGGCCGGGUGUUCGCUGCUAGCUUUGACUUUUUGAAGUUUUAACCAAGAACUCACACAGCAGCGACAAACUUUGCUGUCUGACCUCCUUCAGCUUUUGCCGCCUCUUUGGGAUAAUCUCGGUCAGAAAAGAGACUCUCAAACCAAGUUACAAUUGAUUUUGUCGUGUACGGUAUUUAUGGGUCCUCCUGGAUGUGUCAAAAUAAGUGUAUCCCUGAAGAAAUGCUGUGUAUAACAUUAGCGCCAUUGUAACGGUUGUUUCAUGGGUAUAAAUCUCAAUCUGUAAUUCAAUCCCAUGAGCUUGGGCAGGGAGCACACACGCAGGGGGAGGAUGAGAAACCAUCGACAGACGUAGAAAUGUUUGUUGUAAAAGAAUAAGAUCAAACAAAAGACCUGUAAAGUCUCUGACAAUGUGCUUUAUAUAACAUUAAGGUUUGCAUCCCAAUGAGCAUGUGUCCUGUUUGGUUGGAGAGUUAUGGCGCGGCCAUGUUUUUACGGGCCUUCAGGGCCGCCCGUGUCAUCUGUUGAUAAAUAAGUGUGAUUUGAUUUGUUUUCUCACUGAGAGUCAAGGACUUCAGUUUUUUGUUUGCCUUUGAAACUGAAACUUUUUGCCUGUUCACCGUUUGUAUCGCGAUGUCAAUGUGUAUGUUGUUACGAAUCACCUUUUAAUUACUUGUUUUUAUUAAAGAGAGAUGAACAAAUUGAAUCCAAAACACAAUGUUUUAAAGGGUUUGUGUUGUAGUAAACUUCCACAAAACAACAAAACAGAUCAGAAGAUGAUAUCUAUGUUUAAGUAAAACACUGAAGCGCACAGUAAUUGUAAUAAAUACACCAUUAAUAGCACUGCCCACUUGUGUUGUCAUG
This is a messenger RNA of Gadus morhua (Atlantic cod), 1752 nucleotides long. Its product is annotated as myosin-IIIb. NCBI's taxonomy places the organism in Eukaryota, Metazoa, Chordata, Actinopteri, Gadiformes, Gadidae. The record is from RefSeq and is a predicted model, not a curated record. Gene Ontology annotation, molecular function: protein binding; ATP binding; protein serine/threonine kinase activity. Gene Ontology annotation, biological process: sensory perception of sound; peptidyl-serine phosphorylation; positive regulation of filopodium assembly. Gene Ontology annotation, cellular component: photoreceptor inner segment; filopodium tip; stereocilium tip.